AUGAAAAGACAUGGGUCUGUCCAAUUAGACCCACUCCCAUCUAGUGAUCCCGCUGAUCCAUUAAACUGGCCAGAUUGGAAAAAAAAUUAUGAAAUCAUUUUAAUUGCAUUUCAAACUUUCAGUAGCACUUUCAUGGCUGCUGGACUUACGCCGGCCUACGAACCUAUGGCAGAAGAAUACGGAAUCCUGCCUCAUUCAGCCACUUACUUGACAUCCGCGCAGAUUUGCGUCUUGGGAAUUGUUCCCUUAUUUUGGGUGCCAAUAAUGAACGCAUACGGGCGGAGACCAUUUUUGACAUUCUCUGUCUUGGCUUGCUGUGCUUUAAAUAUUGGAGGUGGUUUUUGUACAACUUACGGGCAACAAAUGGCCACUAGGGUAUUGUUGGCCUUUUUCAUUUCAAUCGGCUACUCUGCUGGUAGUUCUGUUGUAGCUGAUUUAGCCUUUAGUCAUGAAAGAGGUAAAAAGAAUGGCUGGUGGUCCCUUGGACUUAUUCUAGGUACACCUGGUGGCCCGUUUUUUAUGGGAUUUGUUCAAUUUCAUGCUGGAACAAAAUGGAUAUAUUUUACAUUCGCCAUUAUGAAUUUCAUACAAUUUGUUUUAUGGAUAUUUUCAGACGAAACAGUAUAUGUGAGACAAACUGGCAUUCAUAUUACACACGCAAGUAGAAAUGGAUUGAAGAAUUGGUUAGGAUUUAACAAAAGGACUGAUAAAGAUGUAAAUUGGAGUAUUUUUAUAAGGCCAUUGAAGCAAGCAAUGAACUUUAACGUGGCUAUGGCAGUCAUAGGAGCAUCUGUAACGUUUUGCUAUGCAAAUAUACUUCUCGUUGUUGAAAUGCCACAAACUUUUGGUGUUUUAUUCAAUCUUAAUGCUCAACAAUUAAGUUUACAUUACAUUGCACUAAUAAUUGGAUCCGUUAUUGGUGAGUUACUUUCUGGCCACGUCUCUGACUGGUGGAUGAUGAUAUGCUAUAAGAAAAGAGGAGGAAAAAGAGUAAUUGUGGAUAGAUUACGGAUAUCAUAUUAUGGAUAUGUUUUUAUAGUCGUCGAGUUAAUCGUCUGGGGGAUUUAUUUGAAUAAGGUGGAAGAAAACCACUGGAAUAUUUCACCUUUGAUAGGAGCUGCUAUUAUGGCUGUAGGCAAUGAUAUUAUUGCAACUGUUUUGACAGCUUUUGCCAUUGACUCACACCCAGAGUAUGCAUCCGAUAUUGGUUUAUAUUUGAACCUAGUCCGUCAAAUAUUUGGUUUUAUUGGACCAUUUUACCUUACCUUGAUGAUCGAGACUCUUUCUUAUGCAGGGGCUGCGGGACUAAUGAUUGGGUUAGUUGUA
This is a messenger RNA of Debaryomyces fabryi, 1326 nucleotides long. RefSeq lists its product as uncharacterized. Gene Ontology annotation, biological process: transmembrane transport. The transcript has a single exon. The annotation marks the transcript as partial. Lineage: Eukaryota; Fungi; Ascomycota; Pichiomycetes; Serinales; Debaryomycetaceae. The record is from RefSeq and is a predicted model, not a curated record. Gene Ontology annotation, molecular function: transmembrane transporter activity.